AUGGACGCCUCGGCGGGCUCGUCGCCACCGCACUCCCAAGAGAACCCGCCGGAGCACGGUGGCGACAUAGGGGAGGCCCCGGCAGAGGAGAUCGGAGGGGAGGCGGCGGAUGACUUCAUGUUCGCUGAAGACACGUUGCCCUCCCUCCCGGACUUCCCUUGCCUCUCGUCGCCGUCCAGCUCCACCUUCUCGUCGUCCUCCUCGUCCAACUCCUCCAGCGCCUACACCAACACGACAGGAGGAGCUGGCGGCGGCGCCGAUGGCGCCGCCGGCGAGCCUUCCGAGCCUGCUUCGGCCGGGGAAGGGUUUGAUGCGCUCGAUGACAUCGACCAGCUCCUCGACUUCGCGUCGCUCUCCAUGCCGUGGGACUCCGAGCCGUUCCCGGAGGUUAGCAUGAUGCUAGAGGACGAUAUGUCCGCGCUGCCGCAUCCGGUGGGCGACGGCAGACCUGAAGAGAAAGCCGUUCUGGAAGGGACCACAGGCGGAGAGGAGGCCUGCAUGGAUGCGUCGGCGGCGACGGCGGGGGAGGAGCUGCCGCGGUUCUUCAUGGAGUGGCUCACGAGCAACCGUGAAAACAUCUCGGCCGAGGAUCUCCGCGGGAUCCGCCUCCGCCGCUCCACCAUCGAGGCCGCCGCAGCCCGGCUCGGCGGCGGGCGCCAGGGCACCAUGCAGCUGCUCAAGCUCAUCCUCACCUGGGUGCAGAACCACCACCUCCAGAGGAAGCGCCCUCGCGACGUGAUGGAGGAGGCGGCGGGCCUGCACGGCCACCUCCCCAGCCCGGGCGCCAACGCAGGAUACGAGUUCCCCGCGGGCGGACAGGACAUGGCCGCAGCCGGCGGCACAUCCUGGAUGCCCUACCAGCAGCAGCCAUUCACGCCUCCUGCGUACGGCGGCGACGCGGUGUACCCGAGCGCGGCAGGCCAACAAUACCCUUUCCACCAGAGCUCCAGCACGAGCAGCGUGGUCGUGAACAGCCAGCCGUUCUCCCCGCCGACGGUGGGCGACAUGCACGGCGCCGGCGGCUCAAACAUGGCCUGGCCGCAGCAGUACGUGCCGUUCCCACCACCUGGGGCUUCCACGGGCUCUUACCCUAUGACGCAGCCGUUCUCCCCCGGAUUCGGCGGACAGUACACCGCCGCCGGCGCCGCCGGCCACCCCACCAUGGCCCCCCAGCGCAUGGCAGGCGUGGAGGCCUCGGCGACCAAGGAGGCCCGUAAGAAGCGCAUGGCGAGACAGCGGCGCCUGUCCUGCCUGCAGCAGCAGCGCAGCCAGCAGCUGAACCUGGGCCAGAUCCAGGACUCCGUCCACCCGCAGGAGCCGUCCCCUCGGUCGGCCCACUCCACGCCGGUCACGCCCUCAGCCGGUGGCUGGGGAUUCUGCAGGUCGCCGAGCAGCCAGCAGCAGGUCCAGAACCCGCUCUCCAUCAAGUCCAAUUACUCAAGGGCGCCGGUGCAGCAGGUGCCUCCCUCCCUGGAAGCGGUGGCCGCGCCACUGGCGGCGUCUGGUGCUCGGCAGGACGACAGUCCCCAGCGCCUGGCAGCAGCUUCAGAUAAGCGGCAGGGUGCCAAGGCGGACAAGAACCUGCGGUUCCUGCUGCAGAAGGUGCUCAAGCAGAGCGACGUCGGGAGCCUCGGCCGCAUCGUGCUCCCCAAAAAGGAAGCGGAGGUUCACCUGCCAGAGCUCAAGUCGAGGGAUGGCAUCUCCAUCCCCAUGGAGGACAUUGGAACAUCGCGCGUAUGGAACAUGCGGUACAGGUUUUGGCCCAACAACAAGAGCAGAAUGUAUCUGUUAGAGAACACAGGAGAAUUUGUUCGUUCCAAUGAGCUUCAGGAGGGGGAUUUCAUAGUGAUCUACUCCGAUGUCAAGUCGGGCAAAUAUCUGAUACGGGGCGUGAAGGUAAGGCUGCCGGCGCAAGAGCAAGGCAGCAGUGGUUCCAGCGCGGCGGGCAAGCACAAGCUGAUGUGUCCAGUAGGUCCAGAGAAAGCCAGUGUUCCUGAAGAUGCUGGCGUCGAUGGGGUCAGUGGCUCCAGUAGGUCCAGGCGCAUGCAAGGAGAGAUCUCCGUGCGGCGGGCUCGGCAGCAGGGAACCGCCGCCAUGAGCCAGAUGGCCGUGAGGGAGCAUCUGAAAGAACAGCAGCCUUCUCUCUCGCUCACUCCCGCCAUUGAUCCAUCUCAAAGUUAUUAG
Miscanthus lutarioriparius is the source of this 2184-nucleotide messenger RNA. NCBI's taxonomy places the organism in Eukaryota, Viridiplantae, Streptophyta, Magnoliopsida, Poales, Poaceae. The record is from the annotation of a GenBank genome assembly.